UUGAAAAAGAGUUAGUCGUCUCGAUGUAGGUGCAUGCUAUGACCGCUUCAUUACUCCUCCACUCGCACUGGAUUGACCCGGUGAUGUUUCUCUACGACAACGGCUUGGAGGACAGAAGCAAGAACAUGGAAGGCUUCACUGGAGGCAAUUUCGCAGCAAACCAGUGCAGGAAUUUGUUAGCGCAUCCAACCUCGCUGGCUCCGAGCACCACCUACGCUCCGAGUGAGGUGCCAGUCUCUGGCAUGGGGGAGCCGGGCAAACAAUGCAGCCCCUGUUCCGCCACUCAGAGCUCGCCCAAUGCAUCUUUGCCUUAUGGAUAUUUUGGCAGCAGUUAUUACCCGUGCAGGAUGUCACACGGCAGCGUCAAGGCUUGCGCGCAGCCCUCCGGUUAUGGCGAUAAAUACAUGGACUCCUCGGUCACUGGCGAGGAGUUCUCCAGCAGGGCAAAGGAAUUUGCGUUUUAUCAGGGCUAUUCGUCUGGUCCGUGCCAGCCCAGCUACUUGGACGUCCCCGUUGUACCUGCGCUAAGUGCUCCAUCCGAGCCAAGACAUGAGUCUCUGCUGCCCAUGGAGCCCUACCAGCCAUGGGCCAUCACCAAUGGUUGGAGUGGUCAAGUUUACUGCAGCAAGGAGCAGCCGCAGUCAAAUCCUCUGUGGAAAUCCUCGUUACAAGACAGUAUAUCUGGUGGAGACAGCUCUGUCCGGCGUGGGAGAAAGAAGCGUGUGCCAUACACCAAGGUGCAACUCAAAGAACUGGAAAGGGAGUACUCCGCCAAUAAAUUCAUCACCAAGGACAAAAGGAGGAGAAUAUCCGCGCAGACAAAUUUAACAGAGAGACAAGUGACAAUCUGGUUUCAAAACAGGCGCGUAAAGGAGAAGAAAGUCGUCACUAAAUUCAAGAGCUCCAGUUAGCUCUGGAGUUACUGAAGCGGGGGGUGACGGACCUUCAUCCAAAAAGCUGGCCUAUAAUUUAUUACAAUAUCAACGGUUUCUUGGUUGCCAGAGCGGCUCUGUUUUUGAGCUACAAUUUUCCUGCCUCACGUUUUAAUUGAAACCAGUCGAUGCAGCCUGUUGACAGAAGAUCGGAAAUGGGUUGCAACAUAUUGACCAAGGCGAUUCUGCCCGGAUCUCCUUCAAAACAUUCACCAUAUAAUAAAACUGUCGGUCUCAAAGGCACAAGUCACCCCGAGUAAGCCUGCGCUUUAAUUUCAUUUAAACCAGUCCGGAAAUUAUGUCUGGAAUAUUUAAAAUGGUAUUUAGACAUUGAUCCUGUGACAAACCAAUGCGGUUGAACUGGCGGAUUCAGUUUACUAAACCUCUGAUCUGAAAACAAGCUAAAUUUAAGAAGUAAUUGAAUAAUCCAAAAUGAAUUUCUAACAUUAAAUCAACGGGAUACAUCAGGUAUAUACAUAUAUAGAGAGAGAGAGAUGCGGAUCUUGUCAUUUUCAUACAUAUUUUCACCGGAUUACAUUCAACACUAAUAAUAAUGGCCUACAACACUUUACAAAAAUUGUUUUUUGUGAACUCAUUCAUGAGCUCACAGUACAUCCCAAGCCUUUCCGUUUGGAAUGAGCCUCUAUGUCAGUAUCUGAUUCAAACGUUAUGAAACGUUAAACUAGUCUGAGCAUUUAUUGGUUAUUCCCACACUUUGUCCAUGUUACUGUCAGGUUUUUUUUUCAGAAAAAGACGGACCUUUGCUAUUUCAAUCUGUCAGUCAAAAAGAGUACUGGAAAUGUAAGCAUAUUUAAAUACUUUCUGACUGCAACUAUCUAUUCCCGAUUUUUUGACUGCAAUAGCCAACGUUUUUUUGACAAUAAAUGUUUGAGAGAUGCUG
This is a messenger RNA of Gasterosteus aculeatus aculeatus (three-spined stickleback), 1833 nucleotides long. It is a transcript of the gene hoxa13b, whose product is annotated as homeobox A13b. Gene Ontology annotation, biological process: regulation of DNA-templated transcription. NCBI's taxonomy places the organism in Eukaryota, Metazoa, Chordata, Actinopteri, Perciformes, Gasterosteidae. Gene Ontology annotation, molecular function: DNA-binding transcription factor activity, RNA polymerase II-specific; DNA binding. The record is from RefSeq and is a predicted model, not a curated record.